This is a messenger RNA of Nomascus leucogenys (northern white-cheeked gibbon), 924 nucleotides long. Its product is annotated as calponin-2. NCBI's taxonomy places the organism in Eukaryota, Metazoa, Chordata, Mammalia, Primates, Hylobatidae. The record is from RefSeq and is a predicted model, not a curated record. Gene Ontology annotation, biological process: actomyosin structure organization. Gene Ontology annotation, molecular function: actin binding.
AGGUGCCGUCCCGUCCGGCCCCGUCCCACCGCAUGCCCACCAUCCAUGAGCUCCACACAGUUCAACAAGGGCCCCUCGUACGGGCUGUCGGCUGAGGUCAAGAACCGGCUCCUGUCCAAAUAUGACCCCCAGAAGGAGGCAGAGCUCCGCAGCUGGAUCGAGGGACUCACCGGCCUCUCCAUCGGCCCCAACUUCCAGAAGGGCCUGAAAGACGGAACUAUCUUAUGCACACUCAUGAACAAGCUACAGCCGGGCUCCGUCCCCAAGAUCAACCGCUCCAUGCAGAACUGGCACCAGCUUGAAAACCUGUCCAACUUCAUCAAGGCCAUGGCCAGCUACGGCAUGAACCCUGUGGACCUCUUCGAGGCCAACGACCUGUUUGAGAGUGGGAACAUGACGCAGGUGCAGGUGUCUCUUCUCGCCCUGGCGGGGAAGGCCAAGACUAAGGGGCUGCAGAGUGGGGUGGACAUCGGCGUAAAGUACUCGGAGAAGCAGGAGCGGAAUUUCAACGACGCCACCAUGAAGGCCGGCCAGUGCGUCAUCGGGCUGCAGAUGGGCACCAACAAAUGCACCAGCCAGUCGGACAUGACCACGCAUGGCACGAGGAGGCAUCUCUAUGACCCCAAGAACCAUAUCCUGCUGCCCAUGGACCACUCGACCAUCAGCCUCCAGAUGGGCACGAACAAGUGUGCCAGCCAGGUGGGCAUGACGGCUCCCGGGACACGGCGGCACAUCUAUGACACCAAGCUAGGAACCGACAAGUGUGACAACUCCUCCAUGUCCCUGCAGAUGGGCUACACGCAGGGCGCCAACCAGAGCGCCCAGGUCUUCGGCCUGGGCCGGCAGAUAUAUGACCCCAAGUAGUGCCUGGAAGGCACAGUGGCCAACGGGGCUCCCUCGGGCACCGGCGACUGGCUGGACCUG